This is a messenger RNA of Salvia hispanica, 771 nucleotides long. The record is from RefSeq and is a predicted model, not a curated record. NCBI's taxonomy places the organism in Eukaryota, Viridiplantae, Streptophyta, Magnoliopsida, Lamiales, Lamiaceae.
AAGGCACGGUCUACAAAGGAAUGUUGAAGGAUGGUAAGAUUGUGGCAGUCAAGAAAUCGCAGGAGGUAGAGGAAGGAGACCUUCAAGUCUUCAUUAAUGAAAUGGUUAUACUAUCGCAAGUGAACCACAGGAAUGCGGUUAAGCUACUAGGAUGUUGUCUCGAGACUGAAGUCCCUCUUCUUGUCUACGAGUACAUCCCAAAUGGAACCCUUUUCCAACACAUUCAUGAGCCGAGUGAGGAAUUCCCGUUGACAUGGGAAAUGAGAAUGACAAUUGCAAGAGAAGUAGCGGGUGCACUUGCUUACUUGUACUCUUCAGCAUAUUCGCCUAUCUAUCACCGCGAUAUCAAGUCAACAAACAUACUAUUGGAUGACAAAUACCGUGCUAAGGUGGUGGAUUUUGGGACAUCAAGGUCAGUAGCUCCUGAUCAGACGCACUUCACCACCUGCGUUGUAGGCACCUUCGGCUACUUGGAUCCAGAGUAUUUCCAGACAAAUCAAUUCACAGACAAGAGCGAUGUCUACAGUUUGGGUGUUGUUAUGGUUGAGCUUUUGACCGGCGAGAAAGCAAUAUCAUCCAUCAGAGCUGAAGCGGGAAGGAGUUUAGCCACACAUUUCUUGCUUUCAAUGGAGGGAAACACGUUGUUCACUUGCUUACUUGCACUCUGCUGCAUCUGCACCUAUUUAUCACCGCGAUAUCAAGUCAAAAACCAUACUCUUGGAUGACAAAUAUCGCGCCAAAGUCUCAGAUUUUGGGACUUCAAGGUCAGUA